Endocarpon pusillum Z07020 is the source of this 1461-nucleotide messenger RNA. RefSeq lists its product as uncharacterized. The transcript has a single exon. Gene Ontology annotation, molecular function: cis-regulatory region sequence-specific DNA binding; protein binding. The record is from RefSeq and is a predicted model, not a curated record. Bases 1 to 1461 code for a protein of 486 amino acids. Gene Ontology annotation, cellular component: nucleus. Lineage: Eukaryota; Fungi; Ascomycota; Eurotiomycetes; Verrucariales; Verrucariaceae.
AUGCGUCAAACAACAUCUCUGACUCCUAAGAGAUUCAAUCCUUGUCCAGAACACCUAGACGAGGAGUUGACUCCCUCCGAGCCUCAAAUCCAAGCGCAUCCUCUUGGAGUCAGGCCGAGUGGAAACGCUUGGACCUCAUCGUCUGUGCAUGCUCGUGACUGUAUAGGGACCCUUGGUACAUUGCCGGAUGAGCUGAUCUUGGUCAUUCUCGAAUGGCUCGAGGACCUUGAUCUUCUAACACUCGGAAGGACUUGCCGGGCUUUCUUUGCAUUUACUUCGAGCGAUGAUUUGUGGAAGGCUUUGUUGCUUCGGGACGGUCGUCUGAGACCUCGGUGGCGUGGAAGCUGGAGAGCGACUUACCUCGAACGCCGAUCGCCGGAUGUGCCGCCGAUUGACUGCAGGCUGUACUCAGACACCAUCUACCGACCUUUCUUUUGCUCUCAAAUCAAUCUUUCACAAUUCGCAUCUGGGAUACCCUCGUCAAAUCGUAUUCCACGCCUCCCUGAUCUCUGCCAGGCAGAUUUCUCGAUUUCUUGGAACGAUCGACCGUUCAUCUUAACCAACCCUGUUAAGAAAUGGCCCGUGUUCAGUAAGUGGUGUCAGGAAGCCCUGCUCGAUAGAUACGGACAUGUUGAGUUUCGUGCGGAGGCGGUUGACUGGCCGUUGAGUACCUACAUCGAGUAUAUGAACAAUACGCACGAUGAGAGUCCGCUAUACCUGUUUGACAAGGAUUUUAUCCGAAAAAUGAACCUCUCGGUUGGUGAAAAAGGUGGUGCAUACGCGCCACCUGAAUGCUUUGGAGAUGAUCUCUUCGCUGUACUAGGCGAGCAGAGACCAGAUAGCCGGUGGCUAAUCAUUGGGCCAGAACGUAGCGGGAGUACUUUCCACAAAGAUCCUAAUGCUACCAGUGCGUGGAACGCCGUUAUCCGAGGUUCGAAAUAUUGGAUCAUGUUUCCCGGUUCGAUAUUGCCCCCAGGAGUGUUUGUCUCCGAAGAUCAAAGUGAGGUUACUAGUCCUCUGAGUAUAGCAGAGUGGCUCUUAACAUUCCACGAAGAAGCGAGGCGCAUGGGCGGCUGCGUCGAAGGGAUAUGCCAUGAGGGAGAGGUAUUGCAUGUCCCUUCAGGCUGGUGGCACCUAGUGGUCAAUCUCGAGUCUGCUAUCGCUAUCACGCAAAACUUCAUUCCACGCUCUCAUCUCAAAUCGGCACUGGACUUUCUUGAAAAGAAGGCGACCCAGGUUUCAGGAUUCGGCAACGAUGUCAAGGACCCGUACCGACUAUUUCUCGACAAAUUGAAACUGAAUCACUCUGAGAUGCUCGAGCAGCACGAGCAGCCACACGUAGUAAAUACUAAAAAGCGAAAAUGGGAACAACUUCUAGAAAGAGGAGACAAGACCAGCGUUGCUGAGAAAGGAGGCUUCAGUUUCGACUUCGUAAAUGAUGAAGCAGAGGACAUUCCUUGA